GCCGCCGUCGCCAUCUUGAUGGGGCGGCCACCGAGGCCUCUGGUCUGGGGAGGGGACACGUCAGUGCCGCCUGUGGCGUCACUGGCCCGCCUGGCCCGCCGGCUGCUGAUUGGCUGCCCCCGCUGCUUACGCGUCGCGCUUCCUCGUCUGCCCCUCGUGUUCAGGGGAGUCUCUCCCUUUUUCUCUCGGCAGAGAAGAGGCGAUGGCGGCGCUGGCAUCUCUCGGCGCCCUGGCGCUACUCCUGCUGUCCAGCCUCUCCUGCUGCUCAGAGGCCUGCGUGGAGCCCCAGAUCACCCCUUCCUACUACACCACCUCAGAUGCCGUCAUUUCCACUGAGACCGUUUUCAUCGUGGAGAUCUCCCUGACGUGCAAGAACAGGGUCCAGAAUAUGGCUCUUUAUGCUGAUGUCAGUGGAAAACAAUUUCCCGUGACCCGGGGCCAGGACGUGGGACGUUAUCAGGUGUCCUGGAGCCUAGACCACAAGAGUGCCCAUGCAGGCACCUAUGAGGUCAGAUUCUUUGACGAGGAGUCCUACAGUCUGCUGAGGAAGGCUCAGAGAAAUAACGAGGACAUUUCUAUCAUCCCACCCCUGUUCACAGUCAGUGUGGACCAUCGGGGCACCUGGAAUGGACCCUGGGUCUCUACCGAGGUACUGGCUGCAGCCAUCGGCCUGGUGAUCUACUACCUGGCCUUCAGUGCCAAGAGUCACAUCCAGGCUUGAAGGUGGCACCGAGGGGCCCUCCUUGCUACUUUCAAUAAACAGUUGCUGGCUGUCACCGGUA
Molecule: messenger RNA, 782 nt
Organism: Acinonyx jubatus (cheetah)
Lineage: Eukaryota; Metazoa; Chordata; Mammalia; Carnivora; Felidae
Gene: SSR4
Product: signal sequence receptor subunit 4
Exons: 6
Coding region: 203-721 (172 amino acids)
Cellular component (GO): membrane; endoplasmic reticulum; endomembrane system
Source: RefSeq, a predicted model, not a curated record